Messenger RNA from Triplophysa dalaica, 2179 nucleotides. It is a transcript of the gene bmb, whose product is annotated as brambleberry. The transcript has 13 exons. Bases 143 to 1960 code for a protein of 605 amino acids. Lineage: Eukaryota; Metazoa; Chordata; Actinopteri; Cypriniformes; Nemacheilidae. The record is from RefSeq and is a predicted model, not a curated record.
GCUGUGGGUCCAUUUAAACAGUCGAAUCCUCACAACAGCGUUCUUGCGUGCAUUGUGCUCGUUGAUAACAAAUAGUUUGGAUUUGAUUUGGGUUUUUAUAUAAAGUGCUGUCCGUGGUGUGAUUAAAGGGUCCUAUCUCAGGAUGGGGUUUUGGUUACUCAUGCUAUGGGUGUCAAGUAUGCAGUAUGGUCAGGUUGAGGCUUUCUUUGAAUGGCUGAAGAAAGCCGAACCAGGUCCUCCCCCAAAACAACCCGUCGCCCCCGUCGCGGCGCAAGGUGAUGUGCCAGCCUUUGAGAUGAGUGUUGCAGAUGAGACGUUUCUAGCUGAAGCCAAGCAGAUGGAACUGAGUCCUCUGGACAGCUGCCAUUUCCGGGUUGUUGCUCAGCUCAAAGCUAUCUGUAGUGGCCUGUCUGAGGAGCAGCUGGCCAAACUGGGCGUGGCCUUGUUUAACUGCCAGUCAGAGGUGGAGGGACGUAGGACGUACCCCUGCACUGAAGAAAUGACUAUUAAAGAGUGCACUGCUGAUAUGGAUUCGGACACAUGGAACGCGUAUCACAUCGUCAGCAACAGAGCGCGCUCUGUGUGUUAUGCCACACGCCAGCAACACUUCCGCAGACGGGCUGAACUCACAGUCAACGCCCUGAUCUCCACAGCAACCAGUCAGCUGGACGCCAUGAACGAUCUAAAGGAGGGACAGAAGGAGUUGAGGGAGAUGACCGCUGCGUCUCUUGACAAACUGCUGGAGGGUCACGGCACCCUUCAGCUUCAGCAGCAUUUACUGAAGGAGGGUCAAGAUCAGCUGGACUCCUCCAUCUCUGACAAUCUACAGCGACUGGCGCAGGAGAAAGCUCUCAUCAGCACCGGACAACAGCUGGUGGCACAGCUCAUUCAGGGCAUUGCACAGAGGAUGGAGAAUGUAAGCGGUCAGCUCAAGGACCAGGCCUCAGAUGUGGAGGAGGGGCAUCAGGCUAUUCUGAGUGACCUGGCUGUGGUACGAGGAAAUGCUCAAGAUAUCUUCCAAAAAAUGGAGCUCAAUCUGAAGGGUUUCCUGCAACACCAGAACAUUACGUCUCAGUUUUACUCUGAGCUCAUCCAUAAACUGGAGCGCAUGAAUGGAACUCUGGGUUACAUGUUGAUGUAUCUAGACAAUAUGCAGAACCGUCUGGAGGACCGACUGCACAUCAUCCAGGGCUACCUUGGGUGGGCAGGCCUAAGUCUGCGUGCUCUGUGGACAUGCACAAUGCAUGCUGGGUAUUUCCUGUUGUCUGCUGUCCUGUUGUCAUUCCUACAGUGUGCAACGUUCUCUCGCAUUUCUCUGCUUUUCACUGUGCCAAUCAAUGCCAUCGCUGAGAUCAAUCAGCAAUCAUCUCUGGACCUGGUGUCGCUCACUUUGCUGCUGUUCACACUUUCACUAGGUCGUUGGGUUUUGCUGCAAGUGAUGUGGUCUCUGUCUAAAAUAAAGGGCCAGGCUUGCAGCUCUAACCCUCUCCCUUUAGGACCCCCUACAGAGAAGACCCCUGACAAAGGAUGCCCAUCCAACAAGCCCUGCCCAGCUUCAUCUUUUACCCCAGUCCAAAAUGAUCUCGACUGUGAUUUGGAGGUGGAGAGCUUCUUGAUGGCUCAUCCAUGUAUAUUGGCCCCGCCCCCAGCUUGUAGCCCACCAAACUUUAGUCAUCACAAUGUUGGCACACCCAAUCAUUCCACCCCCCGUCUAAAGAAUCGCCACAGCAUUGGAGGAUUGGUGCUGGAGAAUGUUCCUCAAAGAAACCUGGGAGGCCUCAUGAACCAGUCACGGCGCUCCAGCCCCAAUCAUUCACUUGCCAGCAACAGUUCAUUUUCUGGCCGUCCUCUGUGCAGCGGUACCACCCGUUUAGGUCAGCCGUGUAAGAAUAAGGCCCUUGUUGGUCAGGACUUCUGUAGGAUACAUGAAGGUGGCCACACGUCCUACAGCCGACUCUGAAUUAAUUUCUUUUUUCAAAGUGAUUGGCUUGUAAACUUGUUGAAGCAUCGACUGUGGAAGCAUUCUGUUCUUUUUAACUGUUUAAUCUUGGAGAUUUUUUUAAUCGUUUCUUUUUUGGAGGUCUUGUUUCUUUCAGUGCUGUUUUUAAAUGUUUCAAUCUCUUAUAGUGUACAUUUUAUUUAUAAUAAAUUCUGACACUAAUAUAAAUCACUUGACUGA